Molecule: messenger RNA, 1081 nt
Organism: Pangasianodon hypophthalmus (striped catfish)
Lineage: Eukaryota; Metazoa; Chordata; Actinopteri; Siluriformes; Pangasiidae
Gene: psmb10
Product: proteasome 20S subunit beta 10
Exons: 8
Coding region: 155-991 (278 amino acids)
Cellular component (GO): proteasome core complex
Molecular function (GO): threonine-type endopeptidase activity
Source: RefSeq, a predicted model, not a curated record
ACACCCUGUUCAGAGUCACAGCUGAAAGUGAAAGAAAGAGCGACUACCGCGUUUGGGCAGGAAAAGCGCUGACGCAUUGCCCGUUUUCACCCAUUCUUCCGUUCCUGUGUGUUUAUUUUAUUCUUUUAUACUUUUCCAUCCAGCUGGUUGAGAGAUGCUGAGCUCGAGCUCGCAGGUUGAGGCUCCGAGUGGAGGUUUCUGCUUUGAGAACACGCGCAGAAAUGCGGUGUUGGAGGCCGGCCUGUCGGAGAAGGGCUACAGCGCUCCAAAAGCCCGGAAGACUGGCACCACCAUCGGCGGGAUCAUAUUCAAGGACGGAGUGAUCCUCGGCGCUGACACUCGGGCUACAGACGACAUGGUCGUGGCCGAUAAAAACUGCAUGAAGAUCCACUACAUCGCACCCAACAUAUACUGUUGUGGAGCGGGCGUGGCAGCAGAUGCUGACAUCACCACCCAGAUGAUGUCAUCAAACAUCGAGCUGCAUUCUCUCAGCACGGGACGUCCUCCUCUCGUCGUCACUGUGACACGGCAGCUCAAACAGCUGCUGUUCAGGUAUCAGGGACACAUCGGCUCGUCUCUCAUCGUCGGAGGAGUGGACGUUAACGGCUUCCAGCUCUUCAGCAUCUACCCUCACGGCUCCUAUGAUAGACUGCCCUUUGCUGCCAUGGGUUCUGGAGCAGCUGCAGCCAUCUCUGUGUUUGAAGACCGAUACAAACCCAACAUGGAGCUGGAGGAGGGGAAGCAGCUGGUGCGUGACGCCAUCGCCGCUGGGAUCUUCUGUGACCUGGGCUCUGGUAGCAACAUUGAUCUGUGUGUGAUCACGGAGAAAGGAGUAGAUUAUCUGCGGGGCUAUGACCAGCCUGUCGAGAAGGGACAGAAGGAAGGCAAGUAUACGUACAAGCAAGGAACAACACCGGUGCUGACGAAGACGAUCACGCCUCUCACCCUGGACGUCGUGGAGGAAUCUGUUCAGAUGAUGGACAGCCAGUGAAGCUCCACUACAUGCUGCUUUUUUGCUCUCUUUUUGUAUCUGUUUAUGGAGAAGGAAUUAAAAUCUAUGCAUUGAAGCAUGACAUGAAAA